Molecule: messenger RNA, 6891 nt
Organism: Tyto alba (common barn owl)
Lineage: Eukaryota; Metazoa; Chordata; Aves; Strigiformes; Tytonidae
Gene: SH3TC2
Product: SH3 domain and tetratricopeptide repeats 2
Exons: 18
Coding region: 290-4132 (1280 amino acids)
Biological process (GO): regulation of ERBB signaling pathway; regulation of intracellular protein transport
Cellular component (GO): recycling endosome
Molecular function (GO): protein binding
Source: RefSeq, a predicted model, not a curated record
UUUUGUCAGAGAAGAAGGGGCGUUCAGAGCUGAGUGCCUCUGCCACCUCCCCAGGAUGCCCAAACCGUGAUGCAGGUAGAGGCUCUCCCUGGGGCUUUGCUAUAGCAGAGGCAGCCGGUGCACAGCGAGGAACGGAUGGUCCUGAACCCCAAGGACACAAGGCUGGGUGCAGGGGGCAGGUGAAGAGUGUGACUCCUGCUGCCCCCGCUCGCCCGUGCUCCUGCCCCGCUGGGACCGCCUGCAACACACCGCAGCCGAGCGCCGGGGAAAAUGGUGGCGGGAGAAGACCAUGGCAUCAGGUAAGGCUGGGGUAUCGGAGCCAAGCAACCCCGCUGCCGAGGCAGCAGAAGGCUCACCGGACACCUCCUUGGUGCUGCUGGCUGUUGGGGGGGGCUUUCCACAAGAGAUUUCGCUCUUCUUCUCUGUUGAGAGCCGCUCCUCCCGGUGCCUCAAUUCCCAGCUCCAGGAAGCAGCCAGGAAGAAGCUGUGGGCCCUGGAGAGUGAUGACAGAGACGUCUGUGCCCUGUUCAAGGAGCUGUCAGCCAGGCUGGUCUGUAUGCAAGCACAGGAGGAUCGGUUCCUCCUCACCUUCAAAACCAUAGAAGAAGUCUGGAAGUUUUCCACCUAUCUGACUUUAGGGUACGUGGGCAGCUGCCUGGAGCAGCUUCUCUUUGACCAGGAGUACUGGCUGAACUGUGCUCUGAUGGAGGACACAGAGAUCAAAGUUACUGUGGAUGAAGAUCGCUUGGCCACCAUAUAUAUGGGUCUGCUGCUCCAGGAAGGUAACUUUUUUUCCAGAGCAGUGCCCGGUGUCUGGCAGCCAGAGCAGGAGGGAGAGGAAGGCCUGCAGCAUUGUAAGAAUGAGCUGAUCCAUGUGAAGAAGGUUGGAGAGGAGUCCAAGUGGGAAGGGAUGUCCUUGCUGACGGGUCAACGAGGCCUGGUGCCUGUGACAGCUCUAGAGCCAAUACCUCACCCAUUUUACCAGUGGUUCCUGAAGAAUUAUGCUGUGAGUUUUGGCAUCUCCCAGGAGAUUAAUGGGACAACCUCUCAGCCAAUUGUCAAAGGCAGGUGCACAGCCACAGAGGACCACAGAGGAGCAGCAUGGGAUGAACUGAGUUUCUCCAAAGGAGACAGCAUAGAAGUCAUCGGCUUCUUCAUUCCAGGACUCCCAUGGUUUGUGGGCAAAUCUGUCAGCAGUGGGAGUAUCGGCUUUGUCCCAACGCAAUACAUAAGUACCGAGGCUUGUGAACCUCUGGGAAAAGGCUUGGUGUUUCUGAGUGAAGAAGAAAAAUCUCCCUUUCUCCACAUCCCCUGCAACGGUGGCGAGCAGCACUUCACCACCCUCCUCAGUGACCUGGCACACACUGACAUCACCUCUGUGUACCGGCUGGAUGGUUUUGAACCUACAGCCAUGUUCCCAAAAGUGCCGUCAGAGGCUGUUAUCCAUGACUGUAAAGAUAUCCAGCUGCUCCAGUCCUGGGAGGAAAUAAAUGACUUGGCUACAACUAGCACCUCUGAGCUGUCUAGCCCAGGGAGUGAAUCAGCCCCUGCUAUGUUGGAAGAUGUUCUCCUGGAGAAGUUGGAUGAUUUUGAUGAUCCCAAGUUCUUUAUUGACCUGAAUGCUGGACACAUGGAAGAUGCUGAUGUCUUUGACCCCAUACUGACCUUCCUUAACCAAGACAGUUAUGUGCCCAGUUUUCAAAGCCUCUAUGAUCUCAGUUUUUCCUUUCUCAACUCCACUUUUUAUGGUUUCUCUGAUGAGGAUGAACUGGUCUUGUACCUUGAGACAUCCAGAAACUGGGCCAAGAGGACUCAUUCAGUUUGGGCUCAUGUCAGGCUCUGUUUCCUCUUGGGUAAGCUCUGCAUUAAAAAGGUCAAGUUCUCCCAGGCUCGAGUCUACUUUGAGGAAGCCGUGAGCAUCCUGGACAGGGGUUUUUGGGAUCUGCCCCUGUUGGCUGCAUUGCAUGUGAACCUUGCCUCCAUCUACUUGAAACAGAACAUGAAGCACAAGUUCUCCUCCCUGCUGGGAAGAACAGUGGCCUUGCUUGUCUGCUUGCCUGGCCGUUCUUUCAGUUCUGAGAAUGAGCUGGAAGUCAUGAUGUACGUCCUGAGGGAAGCCAUUGCUGUGGGUAAUGCUCCCUUGGAGGCACGGGUCUGCUUCCUUAUUGUCAAGCUCUUCCUACAACUUGGCAAAAAUGAUGAAGUGCUGCCCUUUACCGAGCAUCUUCAAUGUCUCACCACCACUUUACUCAGCCCAGACACUAGUUCCAUGCCACUGGAUGCCACCCCCAUCUUGAGCUACCUGUAUGACAAGAAGUACUUGCCAAAUAUCGCUCUGGCCUCUGCCAGGUUGUUUGUUCCCAGUGGUGUCAAGGGGGCACUGACACCCAUUUGGAGAGCUGGCUUCAUCCUCCAAAAUACUUCCAAACUCCUGGGAAGCCAACUGGAGAGGAGCAGCAUCCCAGCACUGACUUGUUUCUAUCUCAAGCAAGCACUGCAUUUCUCCUGUGAGAGCAGAUCUGUGCCCAUCCAGAGGACGCUGUGUGCCAUCUUGUCCAGGAUGUACCUCCAGCAUGGUGUGUUGGAUGGGGCGGUUCGUUAUGCAGCCACGGCUGUAACCCUCAGCAGACUGAUGGGCGAGGAGGAGGCUUUCGAGUCUUCCCUCUCUUUGGGGUGGAUGUAUCUCCUGCACAGCCGGCCGGGCCCAGCUGCAGACAUCCUGUGGCAGCUCUUGCGCUCUCUGCACGGGACGGACAGCGUGACUCAGGGUGGAGCUGUGCACAAUCUCCUGGCCAUUGCCCUCAAGGGAGAAGGGCAGGUGCAAAAGGCUGCAGAGAACUACCUCCGGGCGCUGCACAAAGCCAAGGAGACCGGGAACAAGAGGAACCAGGCCAUUGCCCUGGCUAACCUGGGGCAGCUGAGCCUCUCGCGCGGGGCGAGCCAGCUCUCCGAGCUCUACCUGCUCCAGUCGGCUCAGCUCUACGCUGAGCUCCAGGGCAGCGAAGACCUGGAGAUGGAGUUGGUGCAGGUGCUGCUGUGGCUAGCGCAGGCCAUGGUGGACAGGCAGAGGAUGGAAGAUGGCAAACUCUGUUACGAACUGGCGUUGGUCUUUGCCCUAAAGUGGCAUAACACGAGGAGUCAGCUUCACAUCAUCGAGUCUCUCUGCCAUUUCUACAGCAAAGUGUCCCCCAAUCUCCAGGCGUGCAUCACCUACCAUGAGCACUGGGUAUCUCUGGCACAGCAGCUGCAGGACAGAGAGCUGGAAGGCAAUGUUCAGCAGACCCUCAGCCAGCUCUACCAGGCUUUGGGUACAUCUGAGGCUUUGAAACAGUCCCUGGACUGCACCAAACAGAGUCUAAGGAUCUUCAUUGACCUUGAGGAGACUGUGAAAGCAGCAGAGGCCUGGCUGCAGGCAGGAAGGCUCUACUAUCUUAUGCAGGAAGAUGAGCUGGUGGAAAUGUACUUUCAGGCAGCCAUUCAGACUGCUCUGAAAUGGGAGAAGUUCUCCUUGGCCAUGGAUCUUUAUGAAAAAGCAGGUGAUACCUUUUUUAAUGGCAGCCGAAACAGAGAUCGAGCAGUGGAGUUUUAUAGGGGAGGUGCUGUGCCCUUGGCCAGGAAACUAAAGGCCACUAAGACAGAGCUACGGCUGUUCAAUAAGCUGGCAGAGCUGCAGAUUGGGCUGCAGGGCUACGAGAAGGCGCUGGAGUUUGCCACGCUGGCAGCCAGACUGAGCAUCAGGGUUGGAGAUCAAUUGCAAGAGCUGGUUGCAUUCCACCGCCUGGCUACAGUCUACUAUUUUCUGCAUAUGUAUGAGAUGGCAGAAGAUUGCUACCUGAAGACGCUUGCCUUGCGUCCCCCCUUGCUGCAGUGUUCUGGAGAGGCCCUGUACUACUGCAAGGUGUAUUGCCACCUUGGCAACCUGACCCUGCACAAACUGAAGGAUGAACAGGAUGCAGCAGCCUACUUCCUCCUGGCCCUCGCCGCAGCAACCGAGCUGGGAGACGAGGAGCUGCAAGGCCUCAUUCGCGCCAAGCUGGGUGACAUCCCCAGUGCCCCACGGGGCCCCGAGGACACUCCGGGCUGUGCCACAUACCGGCCCAGGUGGCUGAGUGAAGGUGGCCACGUCGUCUGACCGACCCACCACCCUGGCGACUCCAGUACGAGACGUCAAGCAGCAUCAUGCCACGGCACUGGCAUGGGUCCAUGUGCUCUCCAGAACAACGAUCCCAGGAGAGGUCCUGUGCCACAUCCUAAGUUGCUGGCAGCAUUUGGCCUUCUUGUACCCAACAGGCAAGGGACCGAGCACUUGGGACCCUGCCCUCAUUUUUUGGGAGGAGGGCUGUGCACUGCAGCCGAGGCAGCAUAUGAAGGCUGGGCAUCUGGGCAGGAUGAGGCCCCAGCAGUGGUGCUGGAGUGUGCGGUACAGCGGGGCUGAGCAACAGAUGGCAUUUCAGGAGAGCGGCUGCCCUGCCUGGGACAGGGACAGGGGAGGGCUGCCACGUGCCUGCCUGUCCCCCCCCAGCUGCCCCACACACGUUGGUUCCCAUGGGGCAGCUCAGCCCUGCCCAAAAGUGCUUUAACUUGAAUAGCAACUCCUUUAUUUAUUUUUAUCUGGUUUCUGUCCUGUCUGUUCUGCAGAUGCCUGUGACCUAAACCUCUGCAGAGCCUGGGGCCUCUUUGGUACAAGGCACAACCAAAGCUUUGGGCAGUGAGAGGCAGAAUUAGGGAAAGGAGGAGAAAUGAAAAGGGCUGGUCAAGCCUCACCUGAGGACGAGCCCCAUAUGCAGGUGGGCAGCAGCUGGGCGGGGAGGCAGAGCCCACCCUCACCCCAGCUCUGCCGGUCAGCCCCAGCUCUGGCACUGGAGCAGCUGGGGUGGCCUCUUCUGCCCCACAGCCCAUGUGCACUUUCAGCAUCUAAAGCAUGAGCACGCUACGGGUCCUGCAUGGGCAAAGAGCCAUCAGUCCUGACCUGACCCAGGUUUUGCAGGCAGGCACCCUCCCCAGACUCUCUUCUCCAGGCUGCAGAGCCCCACGGGAUGCAGGAGCGCCGGGAAGUGGAUGGUGAGGCUGGGCACACUUGGCCUGUGCUGUGGCACACAGCAGGUCCCCUGGGCAGGGGUGCUGAUGGGAAGCAGAGGGACUUUUGGUGGGGAGAGGCAGCUGCAGUACCUUUGCAUGGACCAUUGGCAGUCCAAGGAGAAGUCAGCUGCCCAGCAGACAGCAAGCUGCCUUCAAGUGUCCUGAGCUACGUGGCUGGAGGAGAAGCAAAAUCUCCUCUGUGGAGUGAUCAGGGGGUGUGGGAGGCACUGAGGAUGCUUCUCCUGAGAGCUGCUGCCCAGCACCAGUUGCAGCACACAGCUCUCCUCCCCAACCUGUCUCACCACCAGGGAGCAAUAAAUGCCCACGUUUGCAGCCUCACGCAAGCAAGUAAUAACACCAACCUCAGUUUUCAGUCUGGACUGGUGCAGAGUGAAGAAUGAACGAUUUUUCCAGCUCAUCUCUUUGCGCUGACAACCAGUGGCCAGACACCCAGCUGGGGCUUCACAUGAGACCCUGUUCCAAAGUCCAAAGUCCUUCCACCUCCCUGAUGGGGCUUCACUGCUUGGAAAUGCUAAAUGCAGAACAUUUAUUUCCUUGCUGCUCUUUGCAAAUGCUGAGUUCAUUUUCCCCUUCUAAUCCAUGUGAGGUAUCCAUCAUCGGGGCAAUGAAUACUUUAUUGUUUGUUUACUGAGCAUUCCUGCAAUACCAUUAGAGGAGCCUCAGCCCUGAGCUCAGAGAAGGUAAAUCUUCAUCUCGUUUGAAAUACAGCAAGCUCAGGGGAGAAUCAGUCCCUCAAACUUUCCUGUCUCAUUCCACAGGGCUGCCUGUUCUCAUUUCAGGUAGCUGGUGUUCACUGUGCUAGGGCAAGAUCUUUUCAGCAGUUUUUCAUGUCAGUUCCCCUUUUUCUUUUCAUACACGGGGAAAAGCACAGUCUCACGUCUUUGUGCCAGAAGGCAGGUCGAUGACUGGACAUCAGGCUGCUGAGGAGAGGGGGAAGAAGGAAGCUUUGAUGGCUCAGGAUGACCUCAGGGUCUGUGUGGUGCAGAGGUGCCCUGCUCUGGCACCAAGAUUUGCACCCAUCUCCCCUGCCACCCCCAGCACCGCGCUUAGGGGUGCUGCCCAGCCCCACAGCAGCUUGCCUGCAGCAGCUGCUGCACCCAGACUGUCUGGUCCUCAGCAGUGCCCUUUGGGUCCCUGAGGUGAGGCUCGAGGCCACCACGAGGCUGCUGCCCAGUCUGGCUUUUGUUACCAGCGGUUCUAGCAGUGGGUGCUGUGCUGCUGGCCAGGCUCUGCACCUGGGGGGCCGGGAUGAAGAUGGUUGUGCAUCUGUCUAUGGUAGAGCCCCUAGACCCACACCGGUGGCCAGUGGCUGUUGCAGUUCUUGUCAAAGUUAAGCCCAGUGGAGGAUGAAUCAUGCAGAGAGCAUCCCUGCUAAAAUACCCCUUCCAGAGCCAAACUUGAGGCCGUUCUGCCUAGCAGCAGUGAGAAAAAAACGGGUUUUGUUUAAACAUAGAGGGUCAGUGUCUCAGCUGGUCUAAAUCAGCUAAGCUCCAUGAAGUCAGAGAGAUUCUGAUUUGCAAGGACUGUGGAUCUGUCCUGUGUUUUUUAACCAAAUGUGUCCCCCUUUAAAUCACAGCAAACAAAUUUGUGGUGCCUGCCAGGUGAAAAAGAGACUUGCUCCUAGAGAACAUCCCAUAAAACAUCAUUUUCCCUCUCCUUUGUCUGCCCGCCCACUCCCACAUGCUAUGACAAAGCUGGGCUGUUUUCCUAGUGGGAUGAGAGGUCAGGGUGGCCAGGGCUAAUUAAGCUCCAUAAUAAUACUUGGAAAUAAAGUGAAACUUAAAGCAGUAA